This is a messenger RNA of Odocoileus virginianus texanus, 1177 nucleotides long. It is a transcript of the gene HMX2, whose product is annotated as H6 family homeobox 2. The record is from RefSeq and is a predicted model, not a curated record. Gene Ontology annotation, cellular component: nucleus. NCBI's taxonomy places the organism in Eukaryota, Metazoa, Chordata, Mammalia, Artiodactyla, Cervidae. Gene Ontology annotation, molecular function: RNA polymerase II transcription regulatory region sequence-specific DNA binding; DNA-binding transcription factor activity, RNA polymerase II-specific. Gene Ontology annotation, biological process: regulation of transcription by RNA polymerase II.
CAUCUCUAAAGGGAGUUCUUGGUUUCCUCCGAUUUCUUAUGAACCCAGGAUGGGCAGCAAGGAAGAUGCGGGCAAGGGGUGUCCGGCGGCCGGCGGCGUAUCCAGCUUCACCAUUCAGUCCAUCCUGGGCGGGGGCCCCUCGGAGGCGCCGAGGGAGCCGGCCGCCUGGCCGGCCAGGAAGCGCAGCCUGUCCGUGUCCUCGGAGGAGGAGGAGCCGGACGACGGCUGGAAGGCACCCGCCUGCUUCUGCCCAGACCCGCACGGCCCCAAGGAGCCCGGCUCCAAGCACCACCCCCCCAUCCCCUUUCCUUGCCUGGGUACCCCCAAGGGCAGCGGAGGCGCGGGGCCGGCGAGCUCGGAGCGCAAGCCUUUCCUUUCUUCUUCGCACCCGGACUUUAAGGAAGAGAAAGACAGGCUCUUGCCCGCGGGCUCACCGUCGCCGGGGCCCGAGCGGCCGCGGGACAGCGGCGGCGCCGAGCGGCAGGCGGGCGCGGCCAAGAAGAAGACGCGCACGGUCUUCUCGCGCAGCCAGGUGUACCAGCUCGAAUCCACCUUCGACAUGAAGCGCUACCUGAGCAGCUCGGAGCGCGCCUGCCUCGCCUCCAGCCUGCAGCUCACCGAGACCCAGGUCAAGACUUGGUUCCAGAACCGCCGCAACAAGUGGAAGCGGCAGCUCUCUGCCGAACUGGAGGCGGCCAACAUGGCGCACGCGUCGGCGCAGACUCUGGUGGGCAUGCCGCUGGUGUUCCGGGACAGCUCGCUGCUGCGCGUGCCGGUGCCGCGCUCGCUCGCCUUCCCCGCGCCGCUCUACUACCCGGGCAGCAACCUCUCGGCCUUACCUCUCUACAACCUGUACAACAAGCUCGACUACUGAUAGCGGCCCGCCGGCCCCGCGCCGCGCGCCCUCCCGUCCGCUCCCCGCCAGGCUGGCGCGGGCUGCCCCCACCCCCCACUCCGGAGCAGGCGGCGCGUUUCCAGAAAUAUUACGAAAUACACCAUGUGUAUUCAUUAUCUCUUAUUUAUGGCUUCUGCCCUACUUUGGUUUGAUUGUUUCUGGUAUUUAUCGGCAUCCCUCCAGCCAGAUCAUUUGCUCUCUACCCGCCCCCCCAAACAAACCAAUACAUUUUGAAAACCAUUUUGGAGGCGACGUUCUAGGGUGGUGGUGGGACAGGGAGUU